Molecule: messenger RNA, 309 nt
Organism: Aspergillus oryzae RIB40
Lineage: Eukaryota; Fungi; Ascomycota; Eurotiomycetes; Eurotiales; Aspergillaceae
Exons: 2
Coding region: 1-309 (102 amino acids)
Source: RefSeq, a predicted model, not a curated record
AUGGUUGUCUCGUGUCUUCUUGGGCUGAUUAAUAUCGGCUCCGAUGUGGCGCUGAAAGAUAUCCUAUCCAUGGCUGUGUCUGGCCUCUACCUCUCAUACCUAGCAGUUGGAAGCCUGCUUCUCUACCGGCGUGUAUGUGGCCACAUCCGCCCCAGUAGUGAGUGCGAGGAUACGACUGUGAAUGUCCCCAAUGCUCCGUUAGUAUGGGGGCCGUUCCGAGUUCCUGGUAUUCUGGGGAUGGUAAACAACGGAUUUGCUGUUUGCUACAUGAUUAUCCUUUUGGCCCACGAAAGCCGCGGUGGAUUAUAA